AUGUGUGGGCCUAUCCGGUGCAGUGCGGCCUUCUUUGUGAAACUCUGUCGGUACAUUUUAUUUAUAUAUAUUACACAAACAUUAACUCACUGGGGGCGGGUGAACAGACAGAUAUUAGCAUUUUCUUUUUUUUUCUAUACUGUAUUUCACUCAAAUCAAAACUUGGUGUAUAGGUUCUGGGGGUCGUCCUCUCUGAUUAUUUCAAUGAAGAAAAUGGUGUUUUUCCCAUUGAUUUUUACAAUUUUGGUUUUUUGGAGUGAUUCUGUGGUGAAAGCAGAGGAUGCUUACAAGUAUUUUACAUGGACAGUCACUUAUGGAACAAUUUCUCCGUUAGGUGUUCGUCAACAGGUGAUCCUCAUCAAUGGUCAAUUCCCUGGUCCUAAACUUGAUCUUGUGACUAACGACAAUAUAAUCCUCAAUCUCAUCAAUAAGCUGGACCAGCCUUUCCUCUUAACAUGGAAUGGGAUCAAACAGAGGAAGAAUUCUUGGCAAGAUGGUGUUUUAGGAACUAACUGCCCGAUUCCUCCGAAUUCAAACUACACAUACAAGUUUCAAACUAAAGAUCAAAUUGGAAGCUACACUUACUUUCCAUCAACUCUGAUGCACAAAGCAGCUGGUGGAUUUGGAGCUCUCAAUGUUUAUGCAAGAUCAGUCAUUCCAGUUCCAUAUGCCAAACCUGCCGGAGAUUUCAGUUUACUCAUUGGUGAUUGGUACAAGACGAGUCACAAGGGCUUGCAGCUAACACUUGAUUCUGGGAAGUCUUUGCCCUUCCCCGAUGGCAUCCUUAUAAAUGGGCAGGGUCGGUCUUCCUUCAGUUGUGACCAAGGUAAAACCUACAUGUUCAGGAUUUCAAAUGUUGGGUUAUCCACUUCCUUUAACUUCAGAAUUCAGGGGCAUAAAACGAAGUUAGUCGAGGUUGAAGGAUCAAAUGUACUUCAGAACAUAUAUGAUUCACUUGAUGUGCAUGUCGGUCAAUCUGUAUCUGUUCUAGUCACCUUGGAUCAGCCUCCAAAAGACUAUUACAUUGUUGCAUCUACAAGGUUCACAACAACAGUUCUUACUACCGCAGCCGUGUUGCACUAUACAAACUCUCAGGCUCCUGUUUCUGGACCACUGCCGGCUGGCCCGACUGAUGACAUACUAUGGUCCAUUGACCAAGCCAGAAGCUACAGGUGGAAUCUGACAUCUAAUGCUGCAAGGCCGAACCCUCAGGGUUCUUUCCAUUACGGAAGUAUUACACCAUCACGGAUAAUUAGGCUUGCCAACUCGGCUCCUAUUAUCAACGGGAAACAGAGAUAUGCAGUAAACGAUGUCUCUUACACCAAUGCAGACACCCCUCUAAAGCUUGCUGAUUAUUUCAACAUCUCCGGCAUUUUUAGCUUGAAUUCCAUCCAAACUGUUCCCUCUGCUGGUUCGCCUCACCUAGCUACGUCCGUGAUGCCAUCUUCUCAUCAUGAAUUCAUUGAAGUUGUUUUUCAAAAUAAUGAGAACACAAUGCAGUCUUGGCAUCUUGAUGGUUACGAUUUCUGGGUUGUAGGGUUUGGAUCGGGACAAUGGACACAAGACAGCAGAAAGGGAUACAAUCUUGUCGAUGCUCUGACCAGACACACAACACAGGUGUAUCCCAAUUCUUGGACAGCUAUAUUGGUGUCCUUGGAUAACCAAGGAAUGUGGAAUGUGAGAUCUGCAAUGUGGGAAAGGCAAUACCUUGGACAACAAUUUUAUCUGAGGGUGUACAAUCCAGUUCCCAAUUUUGCCAAUGAAUAUGACAUUCCUUCUAAUGCUAUACUUUGUGGUAAAGCCAUUGGGAAACGUCCUUAG
Messenger RNA from Fraxinus pennsylvanica, 1821 nucleotides. Lineage: Eukaryota; Viridiplantae; Streptophyta; Magnoliopsida; Lamiales; Oleaceae. The record is from the annotation of a GenBank genome assembly.